Gordionus sp. m RMFG-2023 is the source of this 1995-nucleotide messenger RNA. RefSeq names its product E3 ubiquitin-protein transferase MAEA-like. Gene Ontology annotation, cellular component: GID complex; nucleus; cytoplasm. The coding region runs from base 29 to 1819 and encodes 596 amino acids. Gene Ontology annotation, molecular function: protein binding; ubiquitin protein ligase activity. Gene Ontology annotation, biological process: proteasome-mediated ubiquitin-dependent protein catabolic process. The transcript is spliced from 9 exons. The record is from RefSeq and is a predicted model, not a curated record. NCBI's taxonomy places the organism in Eukaryota, Metazoa, Nematomorpha, Gordioida, Chordodea, Parachordodidae.
GAAACAUCUGAUAAUAAACCUUUAAACAAUGAUUGAUAUUAAAUGCCUUGAAUACUCAACAAUUAAGAUUCCUUAUGAAAACCUAAACAAAAAAUAUCGAAACUCUCUUAAAAAUUUGGACAGAGAUUUUAAUCAAGUUCAGGUUUUUUUGAGUGAUUCUGAGACAACUAUAAAAAGUUUAAAUGAUUCAAAUCCCGAAUCCAUUCAGAGUAUAUGUAAUAUCAUUGAUAAUGUAGCUGAAAAAUUAGUUUUUCUUAAAAGAAAAGCCAAAGAAAAUCUUUCUGAAGAAAAAGAAGCUUUAAAACUUUGUAAAAUAAGAAUUGAACAUCUGCAAGAAGGCUGUAUAUUGAGUCAUAAUACAAAUUUAUUAACAAUUGAAAAAGCUAAAAAUAAGGAUCAAUCAAAUGUUAAUACUAAAUUAAUAAACAAAGAACUAGAUAAUUCCCUCAAUACUGCUAAUGGAGUUGAUGAUCCAACUAAUAAUGAAGAUGUAAAAAAUAAUAGCCUGAUACUUUUAAAUUAUGAAACCAAUCCAAAAUUAAAAGUUAAUUUGGAAGAAAUGAAUGCAAAAUAUAAUACUUGGAAAAAGAAAAGAUUAGAUAGAAUGCUAAUAGAAUAUUUUUUGCGCAGGGGUUAUUAUGAUACUGCACUCUCAUUAGCAGAAUAUUCCAAUAUUCAACAUUUGACAAAUAUAGACCUCUUUAUGAUGGCCAAAGAGAUUGAAAAAUCAUUAAUAAAUCAACAGACAGGUUCUUGCCUACUCUGGUGUUAUGACAAUAAGUCAAAAUUAAGGAAAAUACGGAGUAAUUUAGAAUUCGAACUUAGAAUUCAAGAAUUCAUUCAAUUGUUCCAGAAAGGAUUAUACUUGGAAGCUAUCAAAUACAGCAGAAAAUAUUUUAGUAGCGGCGUAGAUGAAACUAAUUAUCAUCAAGUCAAAAAAAUCAUGGGUCUCCUAGUAUAUUCUCCUAAAGAUGUCUCUGAAGCUUAUCAAGAAUACCUUAGCGAUGAUAGAUGGGUAGAUUUGGUUCAUUCAUUUAGAGACGCCAUAUUUAAAAUGUACCAGCUCGAUAAACAAUCUAUAUUUUGCAUCACCUUACAAGCCGGAUUGGCAUCUCUCAAAACACCUCAAUGCAAUACGAAUAAAUACGAUUCUUAUUGCAAGGACAAAGAAAAUCCCGCGACAAGCUCUGCAACCUCCAAGCGACGCAAAAAAGUUACGUCAUCGGCUGCCACGGCUCCUGUUUCGUUAUCAUCUGCUUUUAUUUCAAGUCUAUUACCUGCUGUUGCAACUCCCGCUUCACUAGCGCCUUCAAUCGUUUCAACUUUAUCUCUUUCUACUCCCAUUAUAUCAUCUGCUUAUACUUCAACUUUGUCAUCUGACGACUCGACUCCUAUUACGCCUUUAACGAAUAUUUCUACUUCCGCUAUUAUAUCCUCAACUUCCUUUACUUCCGCGCCUUCUCUAUCUUCUGCUCUUAUUCCAGCUGUCUCAACCCCAUCUACGCAAAUUACUUCUAACGCAUCAUCUGCUUCUAGCAGUAGUUAUGUGGCCGACCCCCGAUGUCCAGUGUGUAAUUCUAAAAUGGCCCUAUUGUGCCGAGAUCUUCCCUUUGCUCACAGCACUCAAUCCCGUUUGAUUUGUAGAAUCGGGCGAGAACCUUUGGAUGAUACCAACCCUCCUCUCAUGUUACCAAAUGGGCAGAUUUACGGGAAAAAGGCAUUGCAGCAAAUGGCAGCUAAUAACGAAAACAAAAUCACUUGCCCACAAACGAGAGAGUCCUUUGCCUUUAGCCAAGUUGAGAAAGUUUACAUCAUGUGAAAACCCCUAAAAUCCAAACUCAUUUAUUUAAUUAGUAAAACUAAAAAAUUGUACUUAUAUUUUAAAAAUUAUUAUUUAUUUGUUAAAAAUUAAUUCGAAUGAAUUUUAACGGGAAUAUAUUGUACUAUAAUAAUAUUUACCCAAAUUUUAAUUUAUUUAAUAAUAUAUUUCUUUAU